Molecule: messenger RNA, 1510 nt
Organism: Mytilinidion resinicola
Lineage: Eukaryota; Fungi; Ascomycota; Dothideomycetes; Mytilinidiales; Mytilinidiaceae
Exons: 1
Coding region: 416-1045 (209 amino acids)
Source: RefSeq, a predicted model, not a curated record
CAUUCCUAUUGAGGAGCCUUGACAGUUUGUCGCCUGGAAAAUAGUCUCUCCUUUCCUGAAUUGAAGCCUCUGGAGUCACCUUGAUGGUGUGGGAAUUGAAAGAAUGUGAUCAGAAGGGUUAGCGUCCUUGGCUGUCGGUGAAGGUGAAGUCAAAAACGAUAAAUCGAGACGUUCAUUCACGCAACAAUCAUCACCACACAACAAUGCUGCGCAGGCGCAACUACGUUAUACCGUCCCCGACAUUCAAAUAAUUUGCCGCCCAUACAGCAAUAGGACCUAGGGUUCCAUGGACACUAGCACAAGCUUCCUCUUGCACUGACCUUCGCUAUACCCUCCAACGUCCCCUUGAACCCACUACGCGCUCUCCCUCCAACAAUCACAAUACAGAAGCCUCCGAGAAGAGUCACUCCGCGACAUGAGUGGGGCAUUCCGCUCCAUCCAUAAAUUGAAGGUCCGGGCCAUCAUACCCUCCUACACGACCAAAUAUAGCUCCGUCUACGCCUGGAACCAAAUCCUUGACGAUCGAUCUCACCCCCUCUACGGAACGACUGUCCGGCGCUACAAGCAACGAGAUACUUCGGGUUUAUGGUGGUCGGUCACUACACCAACUCAUGGAAAGAAGAGGGUUGUAAGAUCGUGGGUGUGCAGAAGGAUUCGACAAGCAUUCCGCGAGGCACUUGAGGCUCGGGGACUGGACAAAGAUGGUAAAGGCGUGGCCGGAACAGGCGGUGCAGGAUCAAACGAUAAGGCCCGCAGGCAGAAGUUGCUAAAUCUUUACGGCACACUACGGAUUGGUGCGCAUGAUCAAGCUUCUACGGCAAAAUAUGAGGAGCUUCGCCAGGAGUGUGAUGUACUGGUCAGCGCACUUUUGAGCGCUUGCUCCCGUGGCAAGGAGACAGUCGACUCAAGGUCGGUAAUUCCUCAAUACAGACCUCGCGGGGGUCGUCCGAGCAGCUUCAGCGCUGCUGGCCCUAUGUCACUGGCAGACGCAAUGGCUCCCGGUGUUCCGCAUAGAAAGAGGCAAAGACCACAACAGAGAAACUGAAGGCAUUCACGAUAUAGCCGAUGGAGCUAAUUGCACAAGACGUCUGUUUGACCUCGAUGUUUAUUGAGCAGUCACAAUAUACAUACUUCAGCUUAUAAGGCCACCUCAAACCUUUUCAUCAUACGAUCUAAUUAACGACCUAUAAAGCUGUGCUAUGUUAUACCCAGCUCUCCGUGGGCACACUAUUCAAAUUCGGAGUUAAUGUAUAUUACCAAAUUCUAAAUCUUCUCCCUUCGUUAUCCAUUGUGCACAAGUCUAACCACGAACGACGUGUACCUUUUGCCAGCCAAAGGGUCGCGACUUGGGACAGACGGGAGGUCAUGCGCAGAUUCGGUGCAGACGUGCCGGUUGAGGGGGUCUGCCAGUAUGUUUUGAGGAAGACUGAAUUGAACCCUUUAAAUGAUUGAUGCAAGCGCAACAAUGAAGAAGGAUGGGACAAACUUUCACCUUUUACACGCUCUAAAU